Messenger RNA from Linum tenue, 2373 nucleotides. Lineage: Eukaryota; Viridiplantae; Streptophyta; Magnoliopsida; Malpighiales; Linaceae. The record is from the annotation of a GenBank genome assembly.
AUGAAUCCAGCAGGUUCCAACACUCAAAAGGAAGACUUCAAGCUCAAGGACACCAAGCCACAGCUCGGAGAACGAUGGCCCCACGGAGGCUCACGAGGCGGGGGAGGAUGGAUCAGCAGCGAGCGAGCCACCAGCACGUACGAUCUCGUCGAGCAGAUGUUCUACCUCUACGUCCGAGUAGUGAAGGCUCGAGACCUCCCACCAAACCCAGUAUCAGGAAGCUGCGACCCUUACGUGGAAGUCAAGCUAGGUAACUACAAAGGCAAAACACAGCACUUCGAGAAGAAACCCAAUCCGCUAUGGAACCAAGUCUUCGCAUUCUCCAAAGACAAGCUUCAAUCCUCCAUCCUCGAGGUGUUUCUCCGAGACAGGGAAAUGGUGGGGAGGGACGAUUACAUAGGGAAAGUGAUAUUCGACAUGCACGAGGUCCCGACACGAGUCCCUCCAGACAGUCCCUUAGCUCCUCAAUGGUACAGGCUAGAGGACCGACGAGGCGAGACCAAGCUGAAAGGUGAAGUGAUGCUGGCUGUCUGGAUGGGGACACAAGCCGACGAGGCUUUCCCCGACUCGUGGCACUCCGACGCUGCAUCGGUCCAUGGCGAGGGCGUGUACAAUGUCCGUUCCAAAGUUUACGUCUCCCCCAAGCUAUGGUACCUUAGGGUGAACGUCAUCGAAGCACAGGAUGUCGAGCCACAUGACAAAACUCAGCAGCCGCAGGUUUUUGUGAAAGCUCAGGUUGGCAACCAGGUGCUCAAAACCAAGCUGUGCCCAACAAAGACUCCGAAUCCGUUGUGGAAUGAGGACCUGCUGUUCGUAGCUGCUGAGCCGUUUGAAGAACAGCUGGUGCUGACACUAGAAAACAGAGUGGCUCCUUCCAAAGACGAGACAGUGGGGCGAAUCGUGCUGCCGCUGCACACGUUCGAGAAGCGGAUGGACCAUCGAACGAUCCAUUCGAAGUGGUUCAACAUGGAGAAGUUCGGGUUCGGAGUUCUGGAGGCGGACAAGAGGCACGAGCAGAAGUUCUCCAGCAGGAUUCAUUUGAGGGUCUGCCUGGAAGGAGGUUACCAUGUGAUGGAUGAAUCGACCAUGUACAUAAGCGAUCAGCGGCCGACUUCCAAGCAGCUGUGGAAGCAGCCGAUUGGGCUACUCGAAGUCGGGAUACUGAGCGCGCAAGGAGUUCAGCAAAUGAAAACCAAAGAUGGGAGAGGGGCAACGGAUGCAUACUGUGUAGCCAAGUACGGGCUCAAGUGGGUGAGAACUCGAACGAUCCUCGACAGCUUUAAUCCGAAGUGGAACGAGCAGUAUACCUGGGAGGUUUACGAUCCUUCCACUGUGAUCACGCUCGGAGUGUUCGACAACAACCAUCUGGGGAGCAACGAUGGAGGGAAGAACGAUGCCAGAAUCGGGAAGGUGAGGAUCCGACUGUCGACUCUCGAAACGGAUCGAAUCUACACGAAUUCGUACCCUCUCCUCGUCCUGCAACCAUCUGGAUUGAAGAAAAUGGGGGAGCUUCACCUCGCGGUUCGAUUCACCUGCUUGUCAUUAGCCCAUAUGAUCUACCUCUACGGCCAGCCUCUGCUUCCCAAGAUGCAUUACCUGCAUCCCUUCACGGUGAACCAGGUGGACAGCUUGAGGUUCCAAGCGAUGCGAAUUGUGGCGACUCGGCUUGGGAGAGCCGAGCCACCGCUGAGAAAAGAAGUGGUAGAGUACAUGAUCGAUGUGGAUUCACACAUGUGGAGCAUGAGGAGGAGCAAAGCAAACUUCUUCAGGGUCGUGUCGCUCUUCUCCGGAAUGAUGUCGAUCAGCAAGUGGAUCGGCGAGGUCUGCCAGUGGAAGAAUCCGGUGACCACGGUGUUGGUUCACGUGCUGUUCUUCAUCCUGGUGUGCUACCCCGAGCUGAUUCUGCCCACGGUGUUCCUGUACAUGUUCUUGAUUGGGGUUUGGAACUUUCGGUUUCGACCCAGGAACCCGCCUCACAUGGACACCAAGCUGUCGUGGGCAGAGGCAGUUGCAGCGGACGAGCUGGACGAGGAGUUCGACACUUUUCCGACCACCAAGGCGCAGGACGUGGUGAGGAUGAGGUACGACAGGCUGAGGAGCGUUGCAGGGAGGAUUCAGACCGUGGUCGGAGACAUUGCGACGCAAGGGGAGAGGUUUCAGGGUCUGCUGAGCUGGAGGGAUCCUCGAGCUACGAGCUUGUUCGUGAUGUUCUGCUUCGUUGUGGCUGUGGCGCUCUACAUUACGCCAUUCAAGAUGGUGGCUCUGGUUGCAGGGUUGCUUUGGCUGAGGCAUCCCAAGUUCCGGAGCAAGUUGCCUUCUGUUCCAAGUAAUUUCUUCAGGAGGCUGCCGUCCAGAGCUGAUAGCAUGCUGUGA